AUGUUAUUAUCUGUGGCUCCCCCUAACCCUAUGCACAACGACUUCAAACCGCCUCAUGACUACCCAACUUAUACCAAGCCCAAUCCCUCGCGAUAUUCACCUCCCGAGUCUCCUCGCAAUCUACCAUCAUUCUUCGAGGAUUCGAAGAUGAACAACUCCCAUCGAGGUUUGCCCUUGCCUGCUGGUCUAAGCCUUCCUGCUCCUGAGCGUGGUCAUCCCUCCGCUCCUCUUCCCCUUGGCCAUCUGCCCGCCCCGCCUUCGCAGUGGGCGGGCCAGGAUGAAUCCAUGAGAAGCUGGCUUCACGCAAAGGCAGAGGAAGAUCGGCGGAAGCAAGAGGAGGAGAAGACUCGUCAGGAGACAUUGCGCCUCGACCAGAGGCGCAUUGAGCAGAGCAUGUUGCGGGACUCUCUGCAGGGCGGAGUCCCUCCCGCCAUGGUCCCCUUGAUCUUCGCAGGCAUUGGAGGGGGUUCUCUCCCGGGGCAGGCUUUGGAGUGGGCUCAGCAAUACCUGGCCAGUCUCAGUAUCCAGAAUCAACAGCAGCAACAGCAGAUUCAGUCUCAGCAGCAACAAAUGCAGUUUCAACAGCAACAGCAGCAACUCUCGCCCGACAUCCAUCGAGACACGACCAGCCGAAUGAUACCUCCCAAUCCGUAUGGGGGCCAUCAGCCUCCGUCCUUGCAGACACAACUUACGCAGCCAUCAAGUCAAGCUCGCGACGCUGUGUCUGGGCCACCCCCUUCCACUUCGCUUCCACGAUUGAACACUACAGACUUCAUUGCAAAUCCGACAACAAACCCAGCCAGCAGACAGCCAAUGGCGCAGACGCAGCCGCAGACGACUUCAUCCGAGCAGUCGUCCGGACCUGGCCUGUUUUUCCAUCACUGGACGCCUCCAAACCAGACUGGGGGAGGAAACCAACCAGCCACACCAUCGGGGAAAAGCAACCAAGGCUCGCCAUUCUCCCAAAGUGCAGGGUCACAUCUACGGUCGGAUUACCAAAAUUCGCCCAAAAAGCGCAAAACAACAGGAGGCCAGAGCAUGCCCAUGCCGCCGACUUCUCAGAGGUCUGAUCCACCACAUCCCAUAUCAUCUCGCUCCUCGGGUGAACGGGAAACGUCCCCAGGACAUCGCGGUCGACCACCACGACACUCACGGCAAAACAGCAGCACGUCGUCCCGUGAGUUGGACUCCUCGAACCGCAACAUUGCCCGCCCCAGCAGUCGGCAGCGGCGGAGAGACGACUUGAGUGGCGUAGGAGCCGGCCCAAGAAGGCAGUUAGUGGACUCGUCACCUGGUGGAUCAGGCGAGGACCACCCUUUUCGGUAUGAGUCCUUCAAAUCUGAAACACGGUAA
Messenger RNA from Exophiala dermatitidis NIH/UT8656, 1353 nucleotides. RefSeq lists its product as uncharacterized. NCBI's taxonomy places the organism in Eukaryota, Fungi, Ascomycota, Eurotiomycetes, Chaetothyriales, Herpotrichiellaceae. Bases 1 to 1353 code for a protein of 450 amino acids. The transcript has a single exon. The record is from RefSeq and is a predicted model, not a curated record.